Molecule: messenger RNA, 1916 nt
Organism: Habropoda laboriosa
Lineage: Eukaryota; Metazoa; Arthropoda; Insecta; Hymenoptera; Apidae
Gene: Syt1
Product: synaptotagmin 1
Exons: 9
Coding region: 345-1643 (432 amino acids)
Biological process (GO): calcium ion-regulated exocytosis of neurotransmitter; cellular response to calcium ion; synaptic vesicle endocytosis
Cellular component (GO): axon; dense core granule; synaptic vesicle membrane
Molecular function (GO): calcium-dependent phospholipid binding; phosphatidylserine binding; syntaxin binding
Source: RefSeq, a predicted model, not a curated record
UCUAGAGAAAUUAUUUGUGUGCUCCAUUUUUUGGUGAGUCACCCUGUAGAUCGUAGGUAUGUACACAUGUACAAAUUUAUAUUGCUGUUUGCAAAUUUAACCGGUUACACACAGUCCUGUGUACAAAUUACUCGAGUUAUGUCACACUGUCUUAUACACGCACACACACGUUCAGUUUCACCUUUAUUCUCGAAAGAACAGUGUCACCACUCUCCUUUUUGUUUCUUUACGUUUUGUAGUAAAGUAUAGUGUACAACUGUUAGGUGGGACAAACAUGAGCGAGUCGGUAACGUCGGGUGCCGCUUAACUCUUACAAAUUUCAUAGAUGUCCGAUUACAGGCAAAAUGCCUGUUGUCAAGCGAGAGGCAGAGAAGGUGCCGGAAGAAGACCAACAACCGGUGGAGGAUGUCGUUGAAUCGACGUUAAAAACUAUACUGAGCACAGAGAUGGAAAUAAAAGAAGCCACAGAGUCGGAAGGGGCAACAGAAACUGCAGGAAAAGCUUUUGAGAAUCAGGUGGAAAACAUCGGCAAGGAGAUCGCGGAGGAAAUGGGAAUACCAACAUGGGGACUCGAAAUGAUUUUAAUAGCCGUAGGCCUAUUAGUACUUGGAAUUUGCUUCUGCUGCGUGAGAAGAUGGUGUCGAAAAAGACGAUCAAAGGAUGGAAAGAAAGGGUUGAAAGGAGCGGUGGACCUAAAAUCCGUGCAGCUAUUGGGCAGCACGUACAAAGACAAGGUCCAGCCGGAUAUGGAAGAAUUGACCGACAAUGCUGAGGAACCGGAUGAAGGCGAGAGUAAACAAAGUGAGGUGAAACUUGGAAAACUUCAGUUUAAGCUCGAGUACGAUUUCAACACGAGCAACCUGGCAGUAACAGUGAUACAAGCCCAAGAGUUGCCAGCUUUGGACAUGGGCGGCACAUCUGAUCCGUACGUGAAGGUCUAUCUGCUGCCGGACAAGAAGAAGAAAUUCGAAACGAAAGUACAUAGGAAAACGCUCAAUCCGGUCUUCAAUGAGACUUUCACGUUCAAGGUACCAUACUCAGACAUCGUGAACAAGACACUCGUUUUCGCGAUCUUCGACUUCGAUAGGUUCUCGAAACACGAUCAGAUCGGUGAGGUGAAGGUUCUCCUGUGCACGGUCGAUCUGGCUCAAACGAUCGAGGAAUGGAGGGAUUUGCAGAGCGUCGAGGGCGAAGGCGGCCAGGAUAAUAAACUUGGAGAUAUCUGCUUCUCGCUUCGAUACGUGCCGACAGCAGGCAAAUUGACAGUGGUUAUCCUCGAGGCGAAGAACCUGAAGAAAAUGGACGUAGGCGGGUUGUCGGAUCCUUACGUGAAGAUCGCUCUGGUGCAAAACGGGAAGAGAUUGAAGAAAAAGAAAACGUCCAUUAAAAAGUGCACCCUUAAUCCGUAUUACAACGAAUCAUUCACUUUUGAGGUACCCUUCGAGCAAAUACAGAAAGUGCAAUUGGUUGUCACGGUAGUCGACUACGAUCGUAUCGGCACCUCAGAACCCAUUGGGAAGGUCAUAUUGGGGUACAACGCGAACGGAACAGAGUUGAGACACUGGUCCGACAUGUUGGCAUCCCCGAGACGUCCUAUUGCUCAAUGGCACACGCUUAAAGACCCCGAAGACGGCGACAAGUAGGACUAAGAGAUCGUUCAGAGAUGUCCAGUUUAAACAAACAAACAAAAAAAAAAAAACAAAAACAAACAAAAAGGUAAUGCACACCAAAUGGUUCUAAGCAGAUACGACAAAUGUACAGAAGCAUUAUUUUUUUCGUUUCGUUCCGUUCCAUUCCGCUUUUCGCCCCACUCGGCAAACUAUAUAUAUAUAUACAAACAUACAUAUAUAUAUAUUUUCCAACGAUAUCCGUGGACGAUAUACCGUAACGAGGAUGCAGAAUUUUUUCUGGACAAA